This is a messenger RNA of Daucus carota subsp. sativus, 1686 nucleotides long. RefSeq lists its product as uncharacterized. Bases 1273 to 1686 code for a protein of 137 amino acids. The record is from RefSeq and is a predicted model, not a curated record. The transcript has 10 exons. NCBI's taxonomy places the organism in Eukaryota, Viridiplantae, Streptophyta, Magnoliopsida, Apiales, Apiaceae.
UAAUUAACGGGGGUGUAUUCGAUUGGGAUUUUAAUGCAUUGUUUUUAGUCUAUGGAUUUUAAUGGAUUGUAUGGGAUUUUGAUUUUGUGCGGAUUCUUGAUGAAAUGUCGUAGAAUUGAUAGGAUUUAGGUACAAUGCUUCAAAAUCCCAUUGAAUUUGAUGGGAUUUCAAAAAACUUAAAAUACACUGAAGAAUGCCACAAAAUCCAUCAUUUUAUGAAAUGAAAAAAAAUCCAUCAGCAUUUGAAUACCAUCAGAUUUUAAUGGAUUUUAAACAAUCCCAAUUGAAUACCAUCGGAUUUUAAAGCAUAAUUUAAAAUCCCAAUUGAAUACCACCAGAUUUUGUGGCAUAAUUUAAAAUCCCAAUUGAAUACCUCAAGAUUUUAAUGGAUUUCAAACAAUCCCAAUCGAAUACCCUCGAAUUUCAUGAAUGCAAAAAAAUCCUUUAAAAUCCCAAUCCAAUACACCCCUCUAAAUCCUAAAUUAUAGCAAUCAUGUUAGUGGCACGCGGGUAAAGAAAAUUCGAAUUUUUGUUUGCUCUCCUCACACCGUAGAACCGUGAUCUGCUUUUCCCACCGCAUCAUUUUCCUUCUUCUCCGACCUGCGUUGUCGACGGACCCGACCCGGUAGUUAACCUCCUACAGAUAUGGCAGCGUUCUUUUUUCUCCUCUCUUUUCCAAACGUGCUUACUUCUCGGAUUAAACUACUCUCAUCACACCAUCAUUCUGUUUAGACACCGAUCCAUUGUCGAAGAUACUAAGCGCCAGAUUACCAAAUCCCGGUUCUGGUGAUCAUAUCUGUUUUACAAGCACACAACUUAAACACAAUAAUCAUCUUUGACAUAUCCUGAUAUUCAAGUUUUUGCACAACCUUGAAACUGGGAAAAAGAGAAGAUAUAAUAAAUUUGUGACAUUCUAAAAAACGAUGAAGGGGAUUGGGUCAUGGACGUGUGUUGAUGCUAAGGAUGCCGAAAAACAAGUCAGCAUAAAAACGAUGAAGGGGAUCAGGUUUGACCGGGAACUCAAUGUUUUCAUUAAUAAAACUUUAUGUUCGGAAUCCUCUUCAGACUCCCAGUACGAAACCAAGAUAUAGGAUGGGAGAUCUUUCAAAGUAUAAGUAUACACAUUAUCAAACUCAAACUAUCCACGCAUCUUGGAAAGUUUAGCAUUAACAAGAAGAAAAGUCUAAUGCUGGCGGAGCAAGCAUCAAAACGGGGAGCCAAAAUUUUGAUGCCAACUUUCAAUGAUGUUAGUGAAGAAUUUGCAAUGUGAAGAUGGUGUCUGUGUUAUGCUUACAGGGAGAGUUGAAGCUGGUGGCAGGGAGAUUGAGCGACCAUAAACCAACUGCAUUUUCCCAUACAAUGGCGAGGAUACUGCAGGUAUACUUGAAGUUUCAUGACUACUGCUCACCAGCAGUAGUAACCGGAAAAAACCAGCAGAAGAUCACUCUACAUAGCUGCCGAACAGAAUUUCUUUUCCCAUUUGCAGAAAACCAGAAACUAGCACCAGAACAAUCCAGACAGACCUCCAGGAUCACAUGCACAAAGGAUCAUCACAGCAGGGUUCCAGAACAGGGCAGUCAAAUGUCCGGCCUGAAUACAAACACCAGAGUUUAUACGUCAAGCAUAGAAGAUAAAGUCUGUAAGCACAUGGCUAAUCAGUCUUUAAAGUCAUUGUCUGCAGCUUAG